UGUUUCAGGCAGUUCCAUGUUUCUAAUGAGGAGCAAAGAGAAACUUUUACCAGUUGAAUUUAAAAAACUAAACUAAACUCAGAGACCUGGGCGUCGUUUCUGUGAAGGAGAGAAAAUUACAUCAGAAUUAUGUUUUAAAUGGGCUUUUAUUUUAAACAGGAACAUGUAGAGCUGAUAAGUGCACUAUGGAGACAUGAUUAAAACUGGCCUCUGUUUGUUUUUCUCCUGAUUGCUCGUUUGGAAGCAGACUGAUGAAGAAAGAUGAAGCUGGCCUAAUCUAUGCUGCAGGUACAUGGACGGAGUUCAGGAGAAAACUGCAAAGGUUGGAGUUAAAACCUGUGAUCUGCCAUGGAGAACCUGACGCUGGUGGCCAAUGCUUCAGGCUGUUUCCCGGUGGAAACGCCCCUCAGGAGGAAACUCUUCUUCCUCUACUACCUGACCGUCAUCAUCAUCUCCAUCCCUGCAAACGCCUUCUCCCUGUACGUGUCGUGUCAACACAUCAGGCAGAAGAACGACCUUGGCGUUUACCUCUUCCAUCUGGCCUUGAGUGACCUGACCUUCACCUUUGGCCUUUCCCUGUGGAUGGACUUCCUGUGGAGAGGCGUCUGGACCCAUGGAGGCUACAUCUGUUUGGCCUCCAUCUACUCACUCUACACCAACUUCUACACCAGUGAGGCUUUCCUCUGCUGCAUCGCUGUGAACCGCUACCUGGCGGUGGUCCAUCCGCUCAGGUACGCCUGGAUGAGGAAGGUCAGCACCGCCGCCGUGACCUCCGUCACCGUUUGGGUGUUGGUGAUGGGCUUCAAUAUGUGCACCAUAACCUGGGAGGACUCCUACUAUGAGAACAACACGUUCUCUUUGUGCUACGACAUCUUCCUCCCGCUGUCGAAGACCAUGGCUAAUACUAGCAUCGCUCGCUUCUUCCUGGGCUUCGUGGUUCCGGUUCUCAUCGUGUUUUUCUCCAGCCGGAGCACACGCCUGGCAGUGAAAGCCAACAGAGCCACGAUGGAUGAGGAACGGCUGCGGGUCUCAAAGCUGCUGACGGUGGUUCUGCUCUGCCUGUUGGUCUGCUUCGGACCGAUCCAUGUUGCUUCCUUGGUCCGCAUGCUGUUGGAUGGCUGCGAGAGCUUUAAAUGGUUCUUCUGUAUUUACAAGGUUAGCACUGCGAUAUCGAGCAUGAACUGCCUGGCAGACCCUCUGCUCUACUGCUUCAUCACCAGAACAGGGCAGGAAAACAUCCAACAGAUUCUGCUUUUCUUCUUGAGGAAGCAGAAAAGGAGAGAAGGGAUAAACUGUAUCAGUUAAAGAGGAAAAGCUUUUGCAGAAUCAGCUGGUUUUAAUUCAGCUUCCCACUGAUUUCAAAGUUUAAGCUGAACAUAAACCUCCUUUAGACAUGAGUUGAUAUUAAAUUCCUCCUGAAUGAUGAAACGUUUCAUCCUGUCUCUACAGUCAGACGUCCUCCAGAGGAAACUCAUUUUUCUAUCCUUGAUCUUGUUUUUUUCAUUACUACCAAAAGCUCGAGACCAUCAGGUUCUUAGAUAGGAGGAAACUUGACAGUCUGGAUCUAGUUUUCUGGUUCCAGGGUUGGUGGCUUGUGCAGGAUGA
Messenger RNA from Gambusia affinis (western mosquitofish), 1605 nucleotides. Its product is annotated as psychosine receptor-like. Gene Ontology annotation, cellular component: membrane. The transcript has 3 exons. The coding region runs from base 349 to 1305 and encodes 318 amino acids. NCBI's taxonomy places the organism in Eukaryota, Metazoa, Chordata, Actinopteri, Cyprinodontiformes, Poeciliidae. The record is from RefSeq and is a predicted model, not a curated record. Gene Ontology annotation, molecular function: G protein-coupled receptor activity. Gene Ontology annotation, biological process: G protein-coupled receptor signaling pathway.